AUGCUUCAACUUUUUGCCCAAAAAGGACUCUCACUUGAAGAAUCUGUUGCCAUCAAUGGGGCACACACACUAGGAAUAACACACUGCUUCAGCAUCGAAAGCAGGCUAUAUGAUGAAUCAAAGAAUGAUGAACCCAAUGAACAUGAGUUUGAGUUGUACUUGAAAUUGAGUUGUCCAAAAGGCUCUUUAACCUCAAACGUUAGCUUUGUGCUUAAUGAACCUACAACACUCACCUUUGACAAUCACUACUUCAUCAAUGCCAUCAAUGGCCGUGGAGUUCUCAGGAUCGACGCUGAAAUCCCUUUUCAUCCUCUUACGGCUCCCUAUGUACAGCGUUUUGCAGCUGAUCAAGAUGCAUUUUUUAAGGCUUUCUCCUCUGCUUUUGUAAAGCUUUCUACUUAUGGGGUUCUCACUGGUUCUCAAGGCAUGAUUAGAAGACAUUGUAAUGCGUUGAGUUGA
Molecule: messenger RNA, 459 nt
Organism: Solanum stenotomum
Lineage: Eukaryota; Viridiplantae; Streptophyta; Magnoliopsida; Solanales; Solanaceae
Product: peroxidase 29
Exons: 2
Coding region: 1-459 (152 amino acids)
Biological process (GO): response to oxidative stress
Molecular function (GO): heme binding; peroxidase activity
Source: RefSeq, a predicted model, not a curated record